Messenger RNA from Aspergillus ochraceoroseus IBT 24754, 321 nucleotides. RefSeq lists its product as uncharacterized. The record is from RefSeq and is a predicted model, not a curated record. The coding region runs from base 1 to 321 and encodes 106 amino acids. The transcript has 2 exons. NCBI's taxonomy places the organism in Eukaryota, Fungi, Ascomycota, Eurotiomycetes, Eurotiales, Aspergillaceae.
AUGGCACCCGGACCGGAUGCUGCUGAUGCGGCGUUCAACCUCUCUCGUGCUCUCGAUGGUGGUGAUGCCACUGCUAUCGAGUCCGCCAUGCGCGCUUAUAAGGCGCAUGGUGAAUACUGGCGACGCGCCAACAUUUGCCAUAUCUUUCCUUUCUCUUUGGGAAAGAAUCAUGUGCAGAAAAAUUCCUUCUCGGAUUCCCUCAGUCUCCUCUGGUCUCAGGAUAAGAUCGAGGCCUGGAAGAAGGAUCAUGCUGGCCACGGCGGGACCGAAAUGUGUUCUAAUAUGCUUGCUCUUAAUUCAAAUGCUCAUCAAUACUGGUGA